Molecule: messenger RNA, 4661 nt
Organism: Alosa alosa (allis shad)
Lineage: Eukaryota; Metazoa; Chordata; Actinopteri; Clupeiformes; Clupeidae
Exons: 6
Coding region: 1094-4441 (1115 amino acids)
Biological process (GO): DNA replication
Molecular function (GO): DNA binding; DNA-directed DNA polymerase activity; nucleotide binding
Source: RefSeq, a predicted model, not a curated record
AUGUAGUAUGUAUAAGUAUGUGUGUGUGUAUAUGUGAAAUGGCGGCAUCUAUGGACAUCACAGGCAUGGCCUCUGACAGCAGGCUACAAUUAUGAUCAGGAAGCAUCUAGAAACAUGAGUCAUUUGGGUGGUGUUCAAAUCCUAAAGGAUCUUCUGUGUCUCAGUCUCAACCAGGAAAGGACAAAUGCAGCUAGAACCUCACAAAAGAAGCUCUCCCAAAUUGUUUGGUACGCAAGUUCCUUGUCGCUGGUCGGUACAAACCGCGCACUUCAUGCUGGGUUUUGGUUGCGAACAACUCCCUCGCUGUGGUCUGGGUAGUUGGAAUGUUUCAUGUACUCCUUACACUUUUAAUACCGUCAUCUCCUUCCUACUCCUGUUUCCCUGUGACUACCAAUGCGAAUGCUGAACGUGGAGCUGACACACUUCCCCCCUCUGCUCCUGUUCCCCUGGGCUAGCUCGCAUUGUGGAAAAGGCCGAGUUACACAAAAUGGCAUUCUAAACGGAAGUUUGAGAGCGUGACGAAAUUUACUACGUCUACAGCGUCACUCCAAUCAGCAUGAGCUCACAGCGCAAGGUUACCGCUAAAGAUGACAUUAAACAUGAGGAUACAGGACAAAGCUUCAGCCUAAAAGCUUGAGAGAUUAUCACAGAGGACCGUGAUCACAUUUCAGUUCCCUAAGAGGCCAGCUUACCUCUGAAGUAUGGAAGCAGGAGAUGGUCAACCUCGUCAGGUUCCUGCCCUGAAACGUGCAAAUGAAAUAGCAAUCGAUCGUCCCAUUCAAAGAAAAAGAACCCACAGUCAGAUCCUUGACGACCGAGCAAUCGAGCUUAUUGAACCAAAAGUUAUUAAACGAGAAAAGUUCAACAGUACAGAGGUCAGACAAAAGUUUGAUUUUAAAGAUCUUUUGAAAAUUAGUGACUAUGCUGACAUUUACCGUGGUGUAUUUGACAAAAUUAAGAAUCUGUUUCAAAGAGCACUUAAGCAUGCCAAGCCUAAGGAUUUUUGUUUCGUUAAGCUUUAUGACAGCCUAGUGAUAAGGAAGUAUGUGAAAGGUUCUGUGUUGGUGACAGUGUUGAGGAUCUGAUAUCUCAUAUGUUAGAGAAACUUGUGCAGAGUAAUUCUGAGAUGAAAGUUGAAUCUAAAAUGGAAAUGGUUGUGCAGAUUGUUGAAAAUCUCUCUGGAGGGGGUGGUCAGCAUAGACGACUCUCCACUCUGCGUAAGAAUGAAGUCAUACGAAAGAAAUUGAGACAUUUAUUUGUCCCACCGGUCACAGAUAAUAAUGUCUGUUUCUCCAUCAGUUUAGCAUUUCUUUUGAAUCCCAGUCUUCCCAUGGAUGAGGCUAAAAAAGUAGGGAAACAGUUACAUCAGUCUGUGGGGAAGUCAGAAAAUGAGAAAGUGGCCCUUUCUGACAUUGUAAAAUUUGAACAAGUAACCAAAAGCAAAAUUGUUGUGUUUUGGAGAACUCUUGAUGGUCACCAACAUUACUCAUCAGAAACAGAGCCGUGCCCUGAGAAAACGUAUUACCUUUACCUUCAUGAGGGGCACUAUUAUGGUAUUAAGAACAUCAAGGGAUUUUUGGGCAUGUCCUAUGUAUGCAUCUUUUGUCACAAGGGUUACAACAGACAAAAUGGACACAAGUGUGAACACACCUGCAAUGUCUGCCUUCAUCCUAAAUGCCAAAAAGGGAGGACUGUACAAUGUCAAGAUUGUCUUCGUAUUUGUAGAUCUAAAUCCUGCUACCAACAGCAUAAAGUUGUUACGAAACGUCAAAAAGGAAAUUUCAGCUGGUGUGACCUUAACAAAUACUGCCCUGAGUGCAAUCUUGAGUACACCAUCACCCAACCAAAUGCAAAAAAGAAAAAAACGCAACACAAAUGCUUAACCAAGAAGUGUGACCACUGCAGAAAACCACUUACAAAGAAUCACCAAUGUUUCAUUCAGCCAGAGCAGGUACAGGAGCCAAGUGAAAAGCUGAUAUUUUACGAUUUCGAAACAACACAAGAGAAUGGUUUCCAUGAGGCUAAUUAUGUUUGUGCCAUGGACUACGGUGGUGAAUGUUGGACAUCACAUGGAGAAUCUUGUGUGGCUGAUUUUUUUGAUCAUUUCAGGCAAGAGAAGUACAGAGGUUACACUUUCAUUGCUCAUAAUGCCAGAGGUUUUGAUGCCUACUUGCUCAUUAAGUACUUAGUCGAAGAACUUAUCACACCCAAACUCAUUGUCCAGGGUAGCAAAGUGAUGUGUUUUGAGGAUAAACACUUUUCUCAACGGUACAUUGACAGCUUGAAUUUCUUGCCAAUGAAGUUGAGCGUUCUGCCCUCAGCUUUGGGCUUUGAUCAGGGAAAAAAGGGACACUUUCCACAUUUCUUUAACACAACAAAGAACCAGAAUUACAGAGGUCCUUACCCUGAACCUCAUUAUUAUGGGGCUGAUUCUUUCAUGCCAAAAGAAAGGGAAGAAUUUUUUGAGUGGUACAAUUCUGUGAAAAAUGGUGUGUUUGACUUCAGGAAAGAGAUUGCUGAGUACUGCAAAAAUGAUGUUGUCAUUUUGAAGGAAGCUUGCUUGCGAUUCAGGAAAGAGCUUAUUGCCACUGUUGAAGUGGACCCUUUUAGAAGUGUUACAAUAGCAGGGAUGUGUAUGGCAAUUUAUCGGAGCCGUUUCCUUACUAAAGACACUCUAGCUUUAACCUACCCGAACUGCUACAUCCAACCACAAAAGGCACAUUCUAAAGAGUCCUUGGAGUGGUUGGAGUAUGUGUCUGCCACUGAGGGCAUUCAUAUUCAGCAUGCACUGAAUGCUGGCGAACAUAAAGUGGGUGACCACAUGGUAGAUGGUUUCUCAUCGUCAUCAAAAGGAUGUGUUGGUUUUGAGUUUCUUGGAUGUUAUCAUCAUGCAUGCUUGACUUGCUACAAGCCAGAAGAAAUGCACCAAACAAGAAAAAUUAAAUGUAAGGAUGUCCACAAAGAGUGCUUGCAGAAGCUCGAAAAUCUUAAACGCAACGAUAAUUUCACAUUGAGGUCCAUAUGGGAACAUGAUUGGAUUAAUCAAAAAAAGAAUGAUUCAAAAGUGAAGGAAUUUAUGAGCAAAUACAAGGCCCCAGAGCGUCUGAACCCCCGUGAAGCUCUAUAUGGGGGUCGAACUAAUGCUCUGUGUUUGUAUCACAAAACACAAGAAAAUGAGAAGAUACAUUACUAUGAUUUCACAUCUCUGUAUCCCUUUGUGAAUAAGACAAAAGUAUAUCCAACUGGCCAUCCAACCAUCAUUUUUGAUGACUUCCAGUCAGUGGAAAAGUACUUUGGGCUCAUCAGAGCGAAAGUCUUCCCACCACAUGGUCUUUUCCAUCCUGUGUUACCUUACAGGGCAGCAGGAAAACUCAUGUUCCCAUUGUGUAGGACUUGUUGUGAGACAGAGAGUAAACAGAUGGACUGUCAGCACUCAGAUGAUGAGAGAGCCUUGACUGGUGUGUGGACUAGUGUUGAGAUGGUCAAGGCUAUGGAGAAAGGUUACAAAGUUGCUAGGUUGUUUGAGGUGUGGCAUUUUGAAAAAAGGUCUGACACUCUCUUCUCUGAGUAUGUCAACACCUUUCUUAAGGGGAAACAGGAGGCUAGUGGUUAUCCUGAAUCAAUAGAAACUGAUGCUGAGAAAGAGAGGUACAUACAAGACUAUGAAGAACAUGAAAAAAUUAAGUUGAAUCAAGACAAUAUCAAAGUCAACAAAGCAAAGCGUUCCCUUUGCAAGCUGGCGCUCAACUCACUUUGGGGUAAAUUUGCACAGCGUGCAAAUCCAUCAAACUCAACACUGAUCAGUGAACCAGAACAAUUCAUAGAUUAUGUUUUCUCCCCCAAGUAUGCCGUCUCAAAUUUGAUGUUUUUGAACGAUGACGUAGCUCUUGUGCAAUGGAAGUACAAAGAUGAUAGUUCUUCAAGGAAUACCAAUGAGAACAUUUUCAUUGCAGCUUUUACUACUGCCUAUGCCAGACUUGAACUUUAUGAUGUCAUGGAUAAACUACAGGAAAGGGCAUUAUACCAUGACACAGACUCUGUUAUUUUUGUUAGUGGUCCUAAAGACUGGGUACCUGAGACAGGAGAUUUUCUUGGGCAAUUGACUAAUGAGCUCAGCCAGGGUGAUCACAUUGUUGAAUAUGUUUCAGGAGGGCCAAAACUGUAUGGGUAUCGCACAGUCCAAAAUAAGAUAUGCAUGAAAGUUAAAGGCAUUACUCUGAACCAUACAAAUCGGCAGUCUGUAAGUCUUAAAUCUCUCACUGACCUGGUUGAAAACUAUGUUGAUAAGAACCCCUCUGAGAUUCCUACCACUGCUAACCAAAUUACCAGGGUAAAGAAAGGGUUCCAUCUCAAAAACAAAGUGGUGAACAAACAGCUUAGAGUAGUUUACAAUAAACGGGUUUUAUGUGAAAAUGGCCGCACUCUGCCUUAUGGUUACUAAAGAGUACAAGUAGAGAGCCAAUGAAAUGUGGUUAUGUAGGCUAACAAGUAAAAUAAUCUAUGCGAUGUAAAUAUGUAAACAAUGCUGUGUUUUAUGACUGAUUUGCUUGCUCUUUAUUGUCAUAUUAUUGCAUUAUUUGUUGUAGUAUUAUACAAUAUGAAUAUAACAGUGUGUGUGUGCUUCAACAGUCUUUCAUUGUGAUUAAAUGUCAUUGAUAAUU